This is a messenger RNA of Lactuca saligna, 1053 nucleotides long. NCBI's taxonomy places the organism in Eukaryota, Viridiplantae, Streptophyta, Magnoliopsida, Asterales, Asteraceae. The record is from the annotation of a GenBank genome assembly.
AUGGCUCAUUCUACAAAUUUUGAUUCUGAUUUUGUAUCAACAGCUGUUCCAAGUGAUGAAUCUAAUGAAAAAAUCUAUGUAAAAAAGAGAAUUGGUGAUAGAAAAUAUGUUAAAGGAGUGACAAAGAUUAAAGAAUCAAAAAGGAAGAGGAAUAGUGGGGACAAUUGUGCAGAAAUAAAGAAGCAAAAAAACGUGAAAGAGAAAAAGACAGUGAAAGAUAUAUUGAAGGAGUUUCCUUCAAUAAACACUGGAUCGACACCUGGAUUAAUGAUAGAUGUUGUAAGUUCUUUGACAUCAGAACAAAAAGAUUGGGUGAAACGGAUGGGAUUUAAAGCAUUUUUGAAGAUCAACAUUAAGACUAUUCCCUUAAAACUUUGCCAUUUUGUGCUUGAGCAUUAUGAUGAAUGCACAAACAGUAUUUUGAUUAAAGGAAAAAGAAUAAAGAUCACAAAGGAAAAAAUUCAUAAAGUGUUUGGUUUACCCAAAACUAGAAAAAGCUUAUUUGUCUUGGAUAUGGUUAGCGAAGAUCAUCAAGUGUUUGAUGGAUGGAUGAAGGAACUUAAAGGUGGAAAGGCACAUACAACAAACUACAAUAAGAUUAUUCAAAAAUAUGAACAAGUAGAUAUGAAUUUCAAGCUGGGUUUCAUAGCCUUAUUUGUUAAUACGUUUGCAGAAUCCAUUCCUAUAGGGACAAACAACUUAGUUCCAGUUAGAGCACUUGUUGAAGUAGAUGACAUUUCAAAAAUCGAUUGGUAUGCGAAUUUGUUGUACUGUGUGAAAAAAUCAAAAGGGAGAUGGCAUCCAGAAAACCCCAAGUGUUAUUACAAUGGACCGAUGUUGUUGCUAUUGGAAAGACAAUCAUUUGAGAUUGAAACUGGUGGAUUUGUGGUUGGAAAUCUAAUUGAACAAAGUUCAAAUUUAGAUGGUGAGAAGAAUGAGAAUCUGGACACACAUAUUGAGGAGUAUGAAGAAAAGUAUGAAACAAUUUUUAACAAUGUUUCAAAUAUUAUUUUUCAUUGUCUAUCGAAAUUCCCUGAAGACAAUAGAACAUAG